GCCCACGCGAGUCGAAAUGAAACCAUCUUACGCCCAACUCUUAUCCUUACUCUUCCACGGUCUCUCCACCGCGCUCCCCUUUACCGGGAAUGGACAUACACUAUCCCGGCGCGAUGGUCUUGAGAUUGUCAGCACAACCGCGCAUUCUGACGGCUCCGUGAUCGACUGGAUUCCGCUUCAUUCGCAAGUCGCGGGCGGGAAGAUCGCGUCCCCACCUCCGAUUCCACCGGACACGCCGUCUAUGGCCAAUCAGUCCACGCUCCAGCCAUACUCUAUGCUCCAAAGCCAAGGCGCAGAACAAGGACCCGAAGGCACGGUUCCCAUUCUACGACAGACUUCGAACACGGCGCUCGUCAAAGGCCCACCGGUUGACCCAGCGCAUAUGCCGGACUUGAACACGGAAGCUGCAGGCGACCACUGGUAUGCCUCUUCCGCGCAGGGAGUGAACAACCUCGGGGGAUCCGCAUCGUUUUCGCUCUACACGGCCUGGACGGAAGCGGGUUCGGACUUUUCGCUCUUGCAGAGUGCUGUGAUUCGGUAUAACGUCCCAAAGCCUGGCGACAACUCACAGUUGGUUGCACAGACUGUAGAGGCCGGAUGGAUAAACUACCCCGACCAGAUCGCCCCGCCGCACCUCUUCACCUACUUCACAACCGACGGCUACUCCUCCAACGCCGACAAUAAAGGAGGGUGGAACCGCGACGUAGCCGGCUGGGUCCAAUACGAUUCCCAGAUCUUCCCAGGCACCACCUUUUCCCCACUCUCAACCCGCGGCGGCGCGCAAUACGACAUCCAAAUCAAGUGGCUUCUCUACAGUGGAAACUGGUGGCUUUUCGUGCUCGACCGCUGGAUCGGAUACUAUCCUGCGUCGCUCUUCGGCGCCGGUACUGAUUCCAGCAAGUCCCUCCAGACCCAGUCGAGCCAGAUCAACUUUUACGGCGAGAUCUACGAUAGCCAUCCGCAGCUAACCAAGACGGAUAUGGGGUCCGGCGACUGGCCCGAAGCAGGGUGGCAGCAGAGCGCGUACAUCCGGAACAUGGUAUAUACCGAUCCCAGUGGGAAUGACCAGCUAUACGACGGGAGUCGCGGGAUUAUUGUAAGUGAUACGAAUCGGUAUCGCAUGGAUGCGGAGUUUGGGAGCCAGACGACUUGGGGGAGCUAUAUGUAUCUUGGUGGACCGGGAGCUGGGGGGGUUAUCGCAGGCUAGAAUUAUGACUAUUGUGAGAGGUUCUGGAGCAGA
This is a messenger RNA of Trematosphaeria pertusa, 1240 nucleotides long. RefSeq names its product DUF239-domain-containing protein. The transcript is spliced from 2 exons. NCBI's taxonomy places the organism in Eukaryota, Fungi, Ascomycota, Dothideomycetes, Pleosporales, Trematosphaeriaceae. The record is from RefSeq and is a predicted model, not a curated record. The coding region runs from base 17 to 1207 and encodes 396 amino acids.